AUUGCUGCGUUCUAUUGUCUGAUACCGUCAGUCUUUAUUUUAUAGUAUAUCAUAGUGCAGAGUUCAUUUUACGUAUUUGUUUACAACGUGGAAUUGAAUCAAAUAUUUUAUUUAUUUUUUAUGUGUGUGGAAGAUUAUUUGUGAUUAUUUUGAUAUAUGUUUAGAUGAUACCAUCAUGGAGUUUCGAAUUAAGAAGCGAGAUAAUUGCCGAAUCAACGAAGUGAAGAAAAUUCUGAAACCGGUGAAAUUCGUUCCGAAUCAGUACGGGGAUCGUUUCAUUCCCCGACGAUAUGCCCGAACCAGUGCCAGCCGUUUCAAGGCGGAAUGUAAAGCCGAUAGAGACACCGAUCUGAUGCGUAUGAAGGAACGGAAAGACUACUGGAAGUCCCACGCGUUUGCGGCAAUCUUCAACGAUAUGUUCAACUUGAGUCCGGACACGGAUAAGAUUCUUAACUUUCGAGACGCCACCAAUCAGGUUAUUUGCAAGAAGCUCGAGAUUAGAAAACCGGUACAGACUUAUUUGGAGCCGACAUACAAAAAUGUGCACAAGUUAGAUUGGAGUUGCAAGCCCCGCCCGAAGCCACUCUCGUUCAUCGAGUCAGUGCAUGAUUUACCGAGAAUCAAGGUGGAGUACACGAACAUUAUCGAUUGGUCGGCCAAAGGACACAUUGCAGCAAUUUUCAGUAAAAAGCUGGUUAUCUGGACUCCAAACACUGAGAUAACCAUUGCCUACUGUGCUCUACAUACGACGGGCAUUGCGUUCAACCCAUCUGGAGAUGUGUUAGCAAUGGCUACCUUUUCUCUUUCGAGACCAGUUCUUCGCUUAUUAAGCUGCUUUCAUCCCAAUGUAAAGGCUAAUGUGUCAAGAAUGAAAAUCUUCGCGUAUCUCGAUACCGACAUCAGCUGUUUGACCUGGGAUUGUACCGGUCAGUAUAUUGCAUGUGGCCUUGGCAAUGGUCAGAUAAUUAUCGUUCGUUCAAGUGACUUCGAGCACAUAAACCGUGAUGUCGCCGGUCAAACACACAGUGCGCGCGUAGUUGUGGUCAAAUUUUCUUACUCUUGCAAGUACCUGGCCUCAUCGGACGAAUCCGGUCAUUUGUACAUCUGGAGCUGGAGCAACUGCCAGUUGAGCCCUCUGACGGUCUGGAUUAGCAAUGAAGAAGUGGCUCUCUUUGACUGGCACCCAUGGCGCGAAGAGGAGAUCAUUAUCGCUGAUACCGAACCCGUUACGAUCGCACUGUUUCACGUGCCCAGUCGCAAGGUGCUCUCGUUUCAUCGCCGGCGCAACGUGGACUGCUUCAUUACGGCACUGGCGUUCAACAAGGUUUCCGGCGAGCUAGUGGUUUCCUAUUCGUAUCCUGCUGGAAAAUCACCAGACAUGCUAGUGCUUGCCUCAAUGGACCGCGUCGUGGACGUUAUGGAGAAUCACGAGGACGUUGUAGCGCACCUUUUCUGGAGUCCCGAUUGCAAACAGUUAGCAAGUGCCGGUUAUGAUGAGGCUCUAACUAUUUGGAACUUUUUCGGGACCUCACCCACCAACAAAAAGCACAAUUCGCGAUCGUUAUCAUCCAGCCAGCAGAGAAAUCGCAACAAGGAACCGAUGAGUGGCUUCGACUAUAGCUUCCUUUACAAACCAAUCCGUUAGUACACAAGAAAAUCAAAGCAACAACAUGCAUGUCACCGACGAAGGGAGGUAGAACAGCUAAAAUCACAAACUCGCAAGGUGCAGCCGCGAGGGCCUCCACAGUUGUUUGUUUUUCUAUGAAAUAUGACAUGCUUACAUGCUGCAACCCGCCCAGAAGCACCUAGAGCUCUCACCGUUUCAUGAGGAUACGGGGAGGGGCCUCCUGAACCAGCAUCGGCUACUAAUACCAAACUGCUGCUGCUUACGAGAUGCGAGCUACUCGACUCCCGACACUGGACGUCGUCGUUACCGUCACCAUAUCCUUUCCCCAAUCAUCAUGAUUGUUUAUAUGCAGCGGCGAAAUCUGGACUCGAAACACAGCGAAGGUAAUUAAAUUUAAAAAAAUAUAAAUUCUAAUUGAAAGCCACCCACGCGCGAACGUAUAGGAGAUAUUGCACCUCACUUGUGCUGGCA
This is a messenger RNA of Malaya genurostris, 2098 nucleotides long. RefSeq names its product protein cortex (gene cort). The coding region runs from base 176 to 1645 and encodes 489 amino acids. The transcript is spliced from 6 exons. Gene Ontology annotation, cellular component: anaphase-promoting complex. Lineage: Eukaryota; Metazoa; Arthropoda; Insecta; Diptera; Culicidae. The record is from RefSeq and is a predicted model, not a curated record. Gene Ontology annotation, molecular function: anaphase-promoting complex binding; ubiquitin ligase activator activity; protein binding. Gene Ontology annotation, biological process: positive regulation of ubiquitin protein ligase activity; anaphase-promoting complex-dependent catabolic process; positive regulation of anaphase-promoting complex-dependent catabolic process.